Molecule: messenger RNA, 357 nt
Organism: Pogoniulus pusillus (Red-fronted tinkerbird)
Lineage: Eukaryota; Metazoa; Chordata; Aves; Piciformes; Lybiidae
Product: feather keratin 4-like
Exons: 1
Coding region: 1-357 (118 amino acids)
Cellular component (GO): intermediate filament
Molecular function (GO): structural constituent of cytoskeleton
Source: RefSeq, a predicted model, not a curated record
AUGUCCUCCUACCGCCAGGCCUGUGCUCCCAGCAGCUUCCCCCUGUGCCAGCUGAGCUGCCCCCAGCCCUGGGCAGAGGCCUGCAACCAGCCCUGCAUCACCUCCUGCGGGGACUCUCGCGCUGUCAUCUACCCACCCCCCGUGGCCAUCACCUUCCCGGGCCCCAUCCUCAGCUCCUGCCCCCAGGAGAGCUUCGUGGGCAGCUCAGUGCCACUGGAGCUCGGCAGCUCCUUUGGCUCUGGCAGCUCCUUUGGCAGCUCCUUUGGCCCCGGUGCCCCCCUGGGUGGGCGAUUCUCCUACCCCUGCUCCUCACGCAGGUUCAGCACCUUCAGCCGUGGGAGCUGUGGGCCCUGCUAA